This is a messenger RNA of Lachancea sp. 'fantastica', 1437 nucleotides long. The record is from the annotation of a GenBank genome assembly. Lineage: Eukaryota; Fungi; Ascomycota; Saccharomycetes; Saccharomycetales; Saccharomycetaceae.
AUGUAUAUCGAACUACAAUUAUCUUCAAGAAAAACGCUCGAGAAACUAAACCUUUUAACAGCUGAAUUCUCCUUCAUUUCGGCUCAGUUGACCUCUUUGUCAAUGGACUUUAUACUGCACAAUUUGCCAUUCUAUUCCCAUGUGCGACAAACCCGACCUCUGGAGCCAUUGUCGUUCGGAAACCAGGUUGAUCUAAUCAAGCUUGUGGAUCGAUACAGUCCCGAAUUUAGUGCUGGCUCACUUUCGUUAUUUCAUGGAUUAUACUUCAAUGGCCAUUUGCAAACGGUAGCAGCAGCUCUCAAGACUUUUCAGGAUGUCGACCACGUCUAUUACAAGCGCAUGGUAUUGAAUCUGGGCGAUGGUGGUGAAGCUACAGCAGAUUUCAGGGUUGAACCAUGGAAUCUGGAUGCUGAGAGCGAAAAAACACAACAAUACGUACCGCCAAAUCAGACCAGGAAGCUACAACCAAGAUACAAAUUUUUCACGCCUACAGAAUUGGAAAAUCUGCCCAGUCAGGAUUCGAAACCAAUGCUCAUAGUGCUGCAUGGGCUCACAGGUGGAUCUCAUGAGGCUUAUGUUCGUAGUCUGGUCAACAAAAUGACCAGUAAGUUUCAAUUUGAGGCCUGCGUUUUGAACUCCAGAGGCUGCAGCGAAUCCUGUAUCACUACACCUCAAUUAUACAACGGAGUGUGGACGGAUGACAUUCGUCAUUUUGUGAAAAAGCUGCGCAGUCUAUUCCCGCAACGCAAAUUUUAUCUCGUCGGGUUUUCUCUCGGUGCCUCUAUCGCAACCAACUAUCUGGGUCAAGAAGGUGGAAAGAGUGAUAUUGAGUGUGCUGCCAUCUUAGCCAAUCCUUGGGAUCUCUGUAACGCUUCUUAUUACAUGAAUCGUUCAUUCAUAGGACGGUACCUGUAUGGGGGCCAUUUCGCACAAAGCCUGGUCAAAAUGCUGACAGACAACCUAGAUAUUCUGAAGAAAGAUCCUUACAUGGCAAAGCUAUAUGCGGAGAAACUAGAUUCUGUCAAAUCUGUAGAGGAAUUUGACAAUUGGUUUACGUCCCGCAUGUUCGGAUUUAACGGCUCAUAUGAGUAUUACCGUUAUGGUACCAGCUCAAACCGAAUUCCUUCGAUACGGACCCCUAUGCUAGCGAUAAGCGCGUCGGACGACCCGAUUGUUGGACAAGAAUCACUUCCCUACAGGGAAAUUGAAGGUAAUCCUUACACUUUGCUGGUAGAGUCUAGUAAAGGAGGGCAUGUUGCGUGGUUUGAUGCCAACGGUGAACGUUGGUAUGAGGACCCACUUUGCAGGUUCUUCAGCGCCUUCCAUACCGAAAUCUCAGCUAAGGGCUUGAAACCGGACCUUGAUUCUGUAACGUUGCCACACAAAAACAAAUUCGUGGGCGAUCGUCUCGUCGAUGCUACAGUCAGAAACUAUUGA